AUGUCUCCUGCUGUAUCUCUGUCUAUCUCCCAUCUUCCUCUCUGCAAAACUCAGGAUUUUUCUAAGGACACCCUCCUUCCGAGAAGAACUUUUAGAGAGAACCCAUGUCAGAAAACACCUCUAGAUGUCAAACUGACUAAAAGAAACUUGUUGAGUUCCACUGCUUUGGGGCUUAUUGGCGGGGGACUGUCAAUGGCUCAGCCUGCAAAAUCUGCUGAACCUGAGAGCCCAAGUGAGUCCACUUCAAGUAGAAUGUCAUACUCAAGAUUCUUGCAGUACUUAAACGAGGGUGCUGUGAGGAAAGUAGACCUGUUUGAGAAUGGAACCGUCGCGAUCGCCGAGCUUUAUAAUCCAGCUCUCGAGAGAAUCCAGAGGGUUAAAGUGCAGUUACCAGGAUUGCCUCAAGAGUUGCUCCGGAAAAUGGAAGAGAAAAAUGUCGAUUUUGAUGUUCAUCCAAUGGAUUUCAACUGGGGACUUGCUUUGUUAGAUUUUCUAACAAACUUUGGCUUCCCUUUGCUAUUGCUUGGCUCGUUGUUUUUGCGUUCUUCUUCUACAAACACUCCUGGAGGUCCAAACUUGCCAUUUGGACUUGGAAGGAGCAAAGCCAAAUUUGAGAUGGAGCCUAAUACUGGAGUUACGUUUGAUGAUGUUGCUGGAGUGGACGAAGCAAAGCAAGAUUUUCAAGAGAUUGUCCAAUUCUUAAAAACCCCGGAGAAGUUUGCCGCAGUCGGUGCGAAAAUUCCGAAAGGGGUUCUUUUAGUAGGGCCUCCAGGAACAGGGAAGACAUUGUUGGCAAAGGCCAUAGCUGGAGAAGCAGGGGUUCCUUUUUUCUCUCUUUCAGGAUCAGAGUUCAUUGAGAUGUUUGUUGGAGUUGGAGCUUCAAGAGUGAGAGACUUGUUCAACAAGGCAAAGGCUAAUUCCCCUUGCUUGGUGUUUAUUGAUGAGAUAGAUGCGGUUGGGAGACAGAGAGGA
This is a messenger RNA of Pistacia vera, 972 nucleotides long. RefSeq names its product ATP-dependent zinc metalloprotease FTSH 6, chloroplastic-like. Lineage: Eukaryota; Viridiplantae; Streptophyta; Magnoliopsida; Sapindales; Anacardiaceae. The record is from RefSeq and is a predicted model, not a curated record. The transcript is spliced from 2 exons. Gene Ontology annotation, cellular component: membrane; chloroplast thylakoid. Gene Ontology annotation, biological process: proteolysis. The annotation marks the transcript as partial. Gene Ontology annotation, molecular function: ATP-dependent peptidase activity; ATP hydrolysis activity; zinc ion binding.